ACGGGCUCACGCCACCCCACGCACCUCUCGAGUCUCGACCCGAGCCCGCCCCCGGACUCGGAGUCCACCCGGCCCGGGGUCAGCCAGCACCUAACAACGCUCCCUUGCCAUCACCACCACCGCCAGCAGCAGCAACGAGUGCGAGGGGUUUAGGUUCUGGUGCGGCGGAGCGUUGCGGGAUCCAGGGAUCGGAUGACGGCGGCGACGGAGGAGCCGCGGCUCCUGGGAUCCGCCCCUGGGGUGGAAGACGCGGGGGAGAUCGACGGUGCGGUGGUGGGGAAGCAAGGGCGGCCGCGAGGCGACGACGACAAGGAGAUCCUGCGAUUCAUGGACUCGGUGGACGGUUACCUCUUCCUCAUGGACUCCCUCUCCUCCGCUCUUCGUCAGGGGUGGCUCGAUCUGGCAAGUGCUCGCCAUUCUAUGGGCCCAUCACGUGUUUCAAGUACACUGUUUGAUCAUAAAGAACAGUCUGCUGCCACUAAGCUGCAAGUUGUUGAUCAUGCUGGCCUGAAACCAUCAGAGUCAAAACCACACUUUGCCUUAUCGAAGUGGUGUUUGAAAGAAGAAUGUCACUCCACCUAUGAUGUCGGUAAGCAAGCUAGUACUGAGCCAAAGUUGAGGCAUCGAGGAUCAGCUACUACCCCAGAAGAUGGAAACCCUGAAAGUGAUGCAACCACGGCAGAUUCGGCUACUGAUGCUGGCACUAGCAAUCAUGUUCAAAGAGCGAGAUCAAAAGCAUUGUCAGUCUUUGGAGCACUGGUGUCUCCAAAACUACGAACAGCCCAAAUUUCAUUUGAGACAGCCCUUGAAUUGAUUGUAGAGCUAGCAAAUUCAAGGUCGAAUAUGCUAGCAAGUUUCUCCCAGUUAAAAGAGUGAAGCUUGGCUUUUGUUUUGAGGUUUUGUACACCAGACAUCUAUUCAAUACUCAUGGGAUUGGAGCAACUGUAAACUCAGUCUGGAAUCCAGUAUAUUUUCAAGGAAGCAUGAAUAUUUGUUUUGUGUAGCUCAUUAGCUGUAACCUAGAUAAACAUUGUGGUC
This is a messenger RNA of Setaria italica (foxtail millet), 1038 nucleotides long. Its product is annotated as coiled-coil domain-containing protein 115. The record is from RefSeq and is a predicted model, not a curated record. NCBI's taxonomy places the organism in Eukaryota, Viridiplantae, Streptophyta, Magnoliopsida, Poales, Poaceae. The transcript is spliced from 6 exons. Bases 193 to 876 code for a protein of 227 amino acids. Gene Ontology annotation, cellular component: extrinsic component of endoplasmic reticulum membrane. Gene Ontology annotation, biological process: vacuolar proton-transporting V-type ATPase complex assembly.